CACAGAAUAGAAAAGGGGAGAGGGACAACAGAACCAAACAUGUAGGCACGUGGCGUUGGCGAUGGCGCGCGGUGAUGCCAGCGGGGGCUGGCUGCCCCGGGCAGGGGGCAGGCGGCCAGGGUGACGGAGCCCUGGGCCUCCCGCAGGUCCAUGGUGCGGGUGCGGGCGGUGGUGAUGGCGCGCGAUGACUCCAGCGGGGGCUGGCUGCCCCUGAGGGGCGGCGGGCUGAGCCACGUCAGCGUGUGCCGGGGUCGGCCUGCCGAGGGGGGCACCCGGCGGACCCAGUACCUGAUUCGGGGAGAGCGGCUGCGGGACCAGAGCACCAUCCUGGAGUGCGUGCUGAAGCCGGACCUGGUGUACAACAAGGUGAACCCCAUCUUCCACCACUGGCGCCUCGACAACAGCAAGUUCGGCCUGACGUUCCAGAGCCCGGCGGACGCCGACGCCUUCCAGAGGAGCCUGCAGGCCGCCCUGGCCGAGCUGGGCCGAGGUUCGCUCUCCCCAUCCUCCUCCUCUUCCGCUCAGGAUGAAGCCGAAACGGCUGAGCAGCCCGCCACGACGCACACAGACAGCGAGUCCUCGUCCAAUGGCCGCCAGGAGAUGCGGCCCAAGCCGCUGACCAUCGUCACCAGCGAGUCGUCCUCCACCUGCUACGGACGCUCGCCCACGUCCGACGAAUACGCGCCCCCGGCCCCCUCUCAGAGCCGACCCCCUCCUCUGCCCUUCGAGGAGGAGGAGGAGGAGGAGGAGGAGACCUUAGAGAGCACCGCGCUACCCCCCGGCCGGGACCCUUGGAGAACCAAAGGCUACGAAGACUACCGGCGGGCCGAGGCCCAGCGGACCCCCGGCCCGGCCAAACCGGCCGUGUGCGUCCACUUCGACAAGGGCGGCCUGGGCCGAGAGGGGCAACACCGGCCCCCGCCCAGGGCCCCCAAGAGCUCCCCAUCCUGCAGGAUCCACGCAGCCCCCAUCUCCCCGUCCAAGGGGGGCUCCGGGCCGGGGGGCGGGCUAGGCCUCGGGGGGCUCGGCGGAGGGCAGGGGGUGGAAGAGGAGGAAGGUUUAGGGGAGGACGACGACGACGACGAGGAGGAGGAGCGGGAGGGCGAGGCUGGAGGCCCAGGCGGAGCGGCCCCACGCUGCGUGUACUGCCAGGACGUGCUGCGGGGCGAGGAGAAGGGGCGAGGCCGGUGCCAGGACGCUCCGGACCCUGUGGGCCGCUGCCUUCGCCAGCUGACCUGCCUGUGGUGCGCCGAGAGCCUCCUCUAUCACUGCAUGUCGGACUCGGAGGGCGACUACACCGACCCCUGCUCCUGCGACCCCGGCCACCCGCAGUUCUGCGCCCGCUGGGCCGCGCUGCUGGCGCUGGCGCUGGCCGUGCCCUGUAUGUGCUGCUACCUGCCCCUGCGGGCCUGCCACUGGGCCGCCCGCCGCUGCGGGUGCUGCGGGGGGCGGCACAAGGCGGCGCGGUGA
Tachyglossus aculeatus (Australian echidna) is the source of this 1470-nucleotide messenger RNA. RefSeq names its product sprouty related EVH1 domain containing 3 (gene SPRED3). The transcript has 5 exons. NCBI's taxonomy places the organism in Eukaryota, Metazoa, Chordata, Mammalia, Monotremata, Tachyglossidae. Gene Ontology annotation, molecular function: protein kinase binding. Gene Ontology annotation, biological process: multicellular organism development; negative regulation of MAPK cascade. Gene Ontology annotation, cellular component: membrane. The coding region runs from base 151 to 1470 and encodes 439 amino acids. The record is from RefSeq and is a predicted model, not a curated record.